Molecule: messenger RNA, 589 nt
Organism: Periconia digitata
Lineage: Eukaryota; Fungi; Ascomycota; Dothideomycetes; Pleosporales; Periconiaceae
Source: the annotation of a GenBank genome assembly
CCCCGAUUGUUUGGAUAAUGACUUAUCCCACUACUUCUUACUUACCCUUUCUUUGCAUUGUCGUGGAUUUUGUAAUGAACGAAGAAAGAAAGAAGAAGAAGGUUUGCGUUCGAGUAAGUGGAAAUAUAUAGUAGUCUCGUUGAUUGAGGAUACACUUGGAAUUCGCAACGACCUCUGCAUAUGUUAUGUAUUCAGUGUAGAUCGAGGGAGAUCGUAUCGAUCGAUCGAUCUACCUUGUGUCAAUUUUCUGAAAAGCGGGAUUUCCACCUCCCAUUUUGUAUGCAAAAGCAUUGUGGGUGUCUGUACAACUUUGGAUCAAACAUGCGACGGUGCAAGGAUGAUCCAUCAUCAUUCUUUGACAGAAAAAGGAAUGCCCCGUUAUAUUUCCCCUUUUCGUUUCUACUCUGUAGUCGAUCGACUAAUUCAUCAAUAUUUCAAUUGGAUCGGGGAUCAAGUUGUAUCAAGAGGGCUCAAGUACACACAAAUUAGAGAGAAAGAGAAGGAAAAAAAAGAUGGGAACGAAGCAAAGCUCCAUCGAUUCCACGCUCUCCAUCUCCACUCCUACCCCGAAAGGAGAAAGAAAAAGUAA